UCUAGUGGACAGGAGGACGCCUCUUCAACCAUAACAAGUAUCGUCAGCCAGCUUCGUAGCCAUUAUAGGCUAAAAACAUUACAUCUCUUUAGUCUGUUUUUGGUAUAUAUUAUUCAGUAUGUUUUAAACAUACUUCUGUCGUAUCUAUUUACGUUGUUUGUUGGGUAGCUGGCUUGCUAAGUUAGCAGUAGCACUAAUGCUAACUAUCUAGCUAGUUAACAUCCCCGACCAUGAACUCACUAAACUACUACCCCCGUGUUAAAGAAGAGGAGGUCUGCUGGACGGAGAAAGAAGCUCUGGUGAAAGAGGAGAAGGAAGAGGAGGCUGUCACAGUUAAAAAAGAAGUUGAGGGUGAGGCUGUUACAGUGAAAGAGGAAGUUAUAGUGACAGAAGAGCAAGAAGUUACAGUGGAAGAGUUUACAGUGAAAGAAGAGGAAGAAGCUUUCAGCGUGAAAGAGGAGGAUGCUGUUUUUGGAGUGGAGGAGGAGGAGGGGGAGAUUACUGUGACGUUGAAAGAGGAGGAGGAGGAUCUGAUUAAUACUAGAGAGAGACCAGACUCUCGCUCUGACAGCAGCAAGAGUUCCUCAGAGGAACCGGACACAGAGACGCCCAAACGAGCGAGACGACGCCACUGCUUCAACUGUGGAAAGAGUUUUACUAAGUUACAGAACCUAAAAAAGCAUGAGAGGACACACACAGGAGAAGAGCCUUUCAAAUGUUCCCAAUGUGGAAAGAUUUUUAUUCAGUUAGCGAGCCUGAAAAGACAUAAGAAAAUACACACAGGAGAGAAGCCUUAUCACUGCUCCCAGUGUGGAAAGAGUUUUAGGCUGUUAGGUAGCCUUAAGGAGCAUGAGAGAAUACACACGGGAGAGAAGCCUUUCCAAUGCUCUCAGUGUGAAAAGCGUUUUACCCAGUUAGGGAGCCUAAAAGAUCAUGAGAGAAUACACACAGGGGAAAAACCUUUCCAAUGCUCUCAGUGUGGAAAGUGUUUUACCCAGUUAGGGAACCUAAAAGAUCAUGAGAAAAUACACACAGGACAGAAGCCUUUCCACUGCUUCCAGUGUGGAAAGAGUUUUACCUACUUAGCACAUCUGAAAAACCAUGAGAAAGCACACACAGGAGAGAAGCCUCACCUCUGCUCUCAGUGUGGAAAGAGUUUUACCCAGUUAGGGGACCUGAAUAGGCACGAGAGAACACACACAGGAGAAAAGCCUUUCAAAUGUUCCCAGUGUGGAAAGAAUUUCACCCGGUUAGGGAACCUAAAAGAGCAUGAGAGGAAACACACACAGGAAAAGCCCUACCCAUGCUCCCUGUGUGGAAAGAGUUUUACCCAAGUAGGGUAUCUGAAAAAACAUGAGACAACACACACAGGAGAGAAGCCUCACCUCUGCUCCCAGUGUGGAAAAAGUUUUACCCAGUUAGGGGACCUGAAUAGGCAUGCGAGGACACACACAGGAGAGAAGCCUUUCAAAUGUUCCCAGUGUGGAAAUAAUUUUACCCGGUUAGAGAAUCUAAAAGAGCAUGAGCGGACACACACACUAGAAAAGCCUUUCCAAUGUUCCCAGUGUGGAAAGAGUUUUACCCGGUCAGGGAACCUAAAAGAGCAUGAGAGGACACACACCCGGGAAAAGCCCUACCAAUGCUCCCUGUGUGGAAAACGUUUUACCCACUUUGGGUAUCUGAAAAAACAUGGGAGAACACACACCCAGGAGAGAAGCCUCACCUCUGCUUCCUGACUGGAAAGAGUUUAACUAAGUUAGGGGUCCUGAAUAGGCAUGACAGGACACACAGGAGAGAAGCCUCACCUCUGCUUCCUGACUGGAAAGAGUUUAACUAAGUUGGGGGUCCUGAAUAGGCAUGACAGGACACACCCAGGAGAGAAGCCUCACCUCUGCUUCCUGACUGGAAAGAGUUUAACUAAGUUAGGGGUCCUGAA
Oncorhynchus gorbuscha (pink salmon) is the source of this 1936-nucleotide messenger RNA. Its product is annotated as gastrula zinc finger protein XlCGF26.1-like. Lineage: Eukaryota; Metazoa; Chordata; Actinopteri; Salmoniformes; Salmonidae. The record is from RefSeq and is a predicted model, not a curated record. Bases 231 to 1736 code for a protein of 501 amino acids. The transcript is spliced from 2 exons.